This is a messenger RNA of Labrus mixtus (cuckoo wrasse), 2781 nucleotides long. Its product is annotated as FH1/FH2 domain-containing protein 1. The transcript is spliced from 9 exons. NCBI's taxonomy places the organism in Eukaryota, Metazoa, Chordata, Actinopteri, Labriformes, Labridae. Gene Ontology annotation, cellular component: cytoplasm; cytoskeleton. Gene Ontology annotation, molecular function: actin filament binding. Bases 799 to 2484 code for a protein of 561 amino acids. The record is from RefSeq and is a predicted model, not a curated record. Gene Ontology annotation, biological process: cortical actin cytoskeleton organization; actin filament network formation.
ACAGAGGUUUGUGUAUUUACCAGAAGCAAUACAAACAGGAGAUGAAGGCUUGAUAAGGAAAUUAAGGGAAAGGGUGCAACUCAAAUAAACCACGACUAAUGCACCAACGGACCAAUGCACCUCUCUCGUCUCUCUUAAACUCUCACUGGCUGUCACUUGCAGAAAAAGAAACAGAGAGACAGAUGAAAGUCAAGAGAUUUCGAUAUUCUGGCGGCCUUGCAGGAAUGCAUUCCAUGGAUUUCUCAUCAGAUUUGGAUGCAGGACUGCGCACAAAGCCGUCAAAACUCAUAUAGAUUCCUUCUCUUUCACUGAGGUUACAGGUUUCUGGCGCCCUUUCAGAAAAAACAGAGGACUCUUGGAUCAAAAGUAGCACACUCGUCACGCUUGUCAUUUUCCAUUGGAAGGACAACCGCUGCACCAAAGGCAAUUGCAGGUUACGGUGUGCUGUGAACGCCCAGAGGUGGUUCGAAGAUUGUGAUUUGGUGGUGGGAGAUAUGCGAGCCUGUGGUCGACAAGUGAGACUGAGCAUCCACAAACAUCCAAAGCAUAUUCAAAUUGCCUGAGGUGUUCGCUGACUGCACAGUAAGAAGAAGAGGCUAGGACUCAAGUUGUGUGGAAGAUAAGGACGAAUGCAGAUUAAUCUGUUCAAAUCCAAAAAGGACUUUUUCCAUCUUGGAUGAGUGAUAACAAUGCUUUUUGGAGUCCAUUUUUUAGUAAGUACAACCUUGUUUUUCUAGGUUUUGCCAUUGAACUUUCCCAGACCUCUUUUGCCGAGUCACUGACAGAUAUGAAAUAUCAAUGAAGGAGUCGGACCAAACCAUGGAGAACCCCCUGACCUGGGAUUUCGACCAAUCCUGGAAAUCCUUUCUAAAACCUGCCGCACAUCUCUGCCUUAACACAUUGGAUUUCUCAGAUCUCUGGGAUGAAGAAGACAGUACAGAGGACGAAGGAGCCAAUCCAACCAAUGAUCCACCAACAUGUCUCCAAGCUCCUCCGGCACCACCUCCUCUUCCUCCCCCUCUUCUGCCUGCCUCACCUUUGCCUUCGGCCUCCCACAAAGGUGCAACCAUCAAAUGUUGCACCAUGAAACUCCAUUGGAGGGAACUGCAGAGUUUGGCUCCCCUUCCCAGGAUGACCCGCUUUGGGACUCAGACUAUUUGGGCCGGACUCGAGCCAGUCCGUUUGGAUACAAACCGACUGGAGUACUUGUUUGAAUCUAAGGGCAGUAGCACCUGUUUUAACGUUGUUUCUGGGAGGCAGAAGCAGCCAUCAGUCUCUGUGUUGGGGAUGAAGAGGAGUAAUAUCAUAACCAUCGCCAUGAGCAGCCUGCCCCCUCCCCGCCUCCUCCCCCCUGCCAUCUACAGCAUGGACAGCAGUGUGCUGGACAGAGAGGACAUCCAGCGGCUUCAAGCACUUAUCCCAACGGAGGAGGAACUUUGUCUGAUCAAGGAAGCCAAGGCCCAGAACCCCAAGUCCCCUCUGGCCUCCGCCGAGCUCUGCCUGCUCACUUUAGGGGAAAUCACACAUCUGGACACCAGACUACAGCUGUGGUCCUUCGCACUGGACUACGACUCCUUAGAAAGGGAAAUUGCUGAACCUCUCUUCCAUCUGAAGCUAGCCAUGGAGCAGCUCUCGGCCAACCAGACCUUUAGAUGUAUUCUAGCGACAGUUUUAGCAAUCGGCAACUUUCUCAAUGGAUGUAAGGCCCGUGGUUUUGAGCUGAGCUACCUUGGGAAGCUGUCCCAGGUGAGGGAUACACACACUCGCCAGCCACUGCUGCACCACGUCUGUGUGCUCCUGAUGCAGCUCUACCCGCAAUCGUCUGACCUCUACUCCGACAUCACUGCUGUUACUAAAGCUGGAAAAUGCGAAUACUCCCUCGUCCACUCAAACCUCGCUCAGCUAGAGGCGCUGUGCAAAGCAUCAUGGGACCAGCUAAAGACCUUGGACAAGGCGGAUGACAGGAGGAGAGGAGGAAAGUCGGAGAAGAGGAAAGGAGGGGGAAGAGAAGACGAGGCCUCCGUGGCGGACGGCAUGCUCCGAAACAGGCUGCCGAAGAUUUUGAAAGAGUGCGAGGAGCGACUGAAGGUCCUGAGGGCCGUGCAUCGUCGAGUCGUCAACAGGUUCCACUCUUUCCUCUUAUUCCUGGGCUACUCCCGAGCGAUGGUGAGAAACACCAAAGCAGAGGACUUCUGCAAAACCAUCAGUAACUUCUCUUUGGAGUACAGGACGACCAGGCAGUCCAUCCUUCUGAAAAAAGAGCGGGAACGACACAAUAGUGGAGCGGAAAGCCCGGGCCCUAACACUCCGACAGCUAGAAGGAAACGCCAACAAAUCCCAACACAGGAAAACGAGGAGCAGUGCAGGCUGGAGGAGGUGCUGAGAACACCUGAGUCCAUCCCAAGACGUGACGCCACUCUGCCGAGAAACCGCAGGAGGUUGGCCGACAUUCAAGGUCCAUUUUCACGGAAAAUGAAGUGGUGAAUCUGCUGAUAUACCUUAGUACCUAGUCACUGGUGCUAUUGAAAAAAAAAGUGUGUGCUUUUUAUUUAUGACAUUUUUGUUUAAAGUUCCAAUAUUGUAGCAAACUUAUCAGUCAGAAAACGGACAAAUGCAUGCUAUUUAACAUGCCAUUGUUACAACCCGGCUCUUACGCUGGAAAUGGUGUAGAAGAUGAGAUAUAUCAGAAUAACACCUAAUGUAUUUACAAUGUAAUGAAAUAGUGAGUGUCUGGAGAGCGGUGUGAGAACAAAAGGAGAGAGAACGUCUGGAGAGGAGGAA